AUGCAUCUCGCCAUCAUGUUUGCUGGGGCUAUCCUGGCCAUUGCUUCCAGCGUUCUUUCCAUCCCGGCGGCAGUCUCGGGUCCGACCUCUCCGCAGGAUAACUGUACUGCCUCCUCCACAUCGCCGCAGCAAAAUUCCCAAGUCAUCAAGUGCCAGGGAAGCAUCUGGAUGAAGAAUAAGACAACCCCUGAAUCAUCACUCGUUGAAGACUGUCACCAUCUACAACGUAACAUUGCGAAGGACGGCGAGUGGAGGACUAUGUCGAGCCACCACCGCAAUCUUGCAACGUAUGGCACCUGUGUCUUCGGAGUCUGGGGCUUCGACGGCCUCGACAUCUUCAAAGUCGGCAAUGACGACAUCAUUGACCGAAUCGACGAGGCCGUCGCCCAGUUCGCAUUGCAAGAUGCGGACGGGAACUACCACGUUGGAGCAGAGGGCGAGUUCUGGUGCGACAGCCUGAUGAGCUGGCAGGAUGGAGUUAUCUGGGGCAUCUACCACUCUGAUGAUGAUUUCUGA
Messenger RNA from Neurospora tetraspora, 516 nucleotides. RefSeq names its product putative necrosis-inducing factor-domain-containing protein. Bases 1 to 516 code for a protein of 171 amino acids. NCBI's taxonomy places the organism in Eukaryota, Fungi, Ascomycota, Sordariomycetes, Sordariales, Sordariaceae. The transcript has a single exon. The record is from RefSeq and is a predicted model, not a curated record.